This is a messenger RNA of Cucurbitaria berberidis CBS 394.84, 2553 nucleotides long. RefSeq lists its product as uncharacterized. NCBI's taxonomy places the organism in Eukaryota, Fungi, Ascomycota, Dothideomycetes, Pleosporales, Cucurbitariaceae. The transcript has 4 exons. The record is from RefSeq and is a predicted model, not a curated record. Bases 1 to 2553 code for a protein of 850 amino acids.
AUGACUCUACAGCUUUGCAUCCGUAGUACGCGAGAACGACAGCCCGACCCGAAGGGAAAUACGCGAAGUAUACUCAGAUUGAGCGAGGUUCCGGAUUCACCUGCCUCUGUUGGAGCCAUCUGUGAGGCUGUUGAGCUUGAUGGACGUCCCUGUAAGACUACGCUGCCGCCGAGCGCAUGCGACCCUUGGUGCAGCGCGCACCAUAAAGAAUGGGUGGAACUCAACAUGCGAUGGAGCAAGGUUCACACAGAAGCAGAGCAACUGGCAGUUACAGGUGUGAGCAUCGCGAAGCAAAAGGUUUCCAAGCUCCGUUUAUCUGUGGAUCUUCGGCGUCAGAUUCGCGAUAGGUUCUACCCACACGGUGGCGACCUUCAAGAUUACCUCAAGUGGCUAGGCAAGCUGGAGAACGAUGUCAGACAACUCGCAGAUAUGCUUCUGAUGCAGAACCUCAACCGCGGUCCAACUCCAGAAACUCCAGGGGUUCACACUGGGACCCCCCAUCCGGACAAAAUCGAUUCGGGGGAAAAGAUAAUGAUUCUACAAUCUCCACUGGACCCAAGGAUUCCCAUUACUUCGUUGCGAGGCAUCAUGCCAGAUGAUGGGACCAUCCUCACUCUCAAACACUUUUAUCUAGAACUCUGUGCUGACAUCAUUCGCCGUCUAUACUACAUCGCUCCCGCCUUGAACGACUCACCUGUGCGAUAUGGCUCUCCCAAUAGGAACAAUCAGUGUACUCCCGAUCAUGGCACUGAUAUCAUCCGCGCUUGGUUUCGCAUCAUGGUGCUUAAUGACAGCGAAGCUACGACUCUUCAACAUGCGACCAGGUCGAGAGGCAUCAACGAUUUCUUGAUGGGCUGUCAAGCAAGCCAGCUGGAAAUGUACUGCGACUUCUUUGAGAAGGCAUGGCGCCCUCAUGCUGUUCAGUACUUACGUGUGGCGAUCUGCGCCCAGACACUUACUGAUAGUGACAUCAAGACCAUCCAACUCCUCGGAGGCACGAUACCGAGUACGAUUGAAGGACUCCAGAUGACGAAGGCAUGUUGGGACAUACUCUAUCGCUGGUUUCCCACACUGUUGACUCCCUGGACUAUUGCAGGCAUCUGCUCCAAUUUCGAAGAUUAUACCACCAUAUGCAAGUUACUUAUGCUAAGGCUAUACAAUGAUGAUUGGUACGACCCAAAGAGUGUUCUAGGCGAUUGUGCGACAGGCGUAUACAUGGGCUUUAUUCCGAUAAGCAAAGGAGAUUUCUCAGCGAAUGCAGGCUUAAAACAAGAAGGGGAAUUCUGGGUGGAACGACAAUCACGUAACUAUUUAUGCGGCCAGAUGGCCAUUGGCCAGCCGUUCACGCAAGUGUUUCUUGACGAGCUCCAAAGACGAACCGCAACUUUAUACCUAGUCGUUUACGAAGGAACGCAUGCGGACGCCACGGUACAUCCGACCGAACCCGAUCUUUUCAUCAGCCGUCAUCGUUCUUCCUUGUCGCUUGACGAGCUAGACAAGGAAGAUUUCACCACGACUCUCACUUUAGAAGAUGUCAAGAACCAGCUACGAAUGAGGAAGACGUCCAUGUAUGAUCCGAUUGUGGUCGAUUCAUGGCAGUUCAUCAUCAUCGACCGCGAACCAGGCCUCCCAUUCCAGCUCAUAGAUAUCGUGCAGGAUACACUACUAAUGCUCGCUGGAGACCCAUCCCCACGUCAAAUUUCAAAGCGCGUCAUUCGCGAAAUCAUACCGCCAUCCGUACAAGAGAGCUUCCUUGAAGAUAUCCAAAUCGAGAGCUCCUUUGAUCUCCGCUACCCACCUCCUAUGGAAGUACAAUAUGAAGGCAAUAGGUACCGAUGUUACGAUCCGGAUCCUGUGGUCCUCGCCACGUAUCAAAACAAGAUGGUUUCACAACGGAGAUCACGGGAUGACAACCGCUUCAUUCGACGAGUCAUCGAGGACAUGGAGCGAUGCGGCAUCAUCAGUAUAGCACCAGAACACGAAGAUUCACAAAUUCGCCCCAUCAUCGUCCAGGGAUCAGAUGGCGCUCCUGAUCUGUACUUUUCUUACGAGCCGAGCGACCCAACAGUAGAGGACGAGCGCACUCCAAUCCUGCCAUUACCAAAAGCAACAUGUCUACUAGAUUUCGCAAAGUCAUAUAAGCAGAAAUACCCGAACGCGAUCAUGGCGAAAGGGACAAUACAAACACAUUACUGCGCAUGGCCAAUGCCAGCAAUCAAAAGCCUGGGGAGAGGCGGGCUGAGUUUCCAAACAUGGGAAGGGCAUGUGUACCGAUGGAAUGCUAUGCCGUUUGACCGGCUCGACUCGGCCAACGCAUGGCAAUACUACAUCCAGCACUACGUCAAUUCGAAAUUUCCCUUCGUCAUGAUCUACCUCAACACAUUCGUCAUUUGCGCGACAAACAAAGAAGACGCCGACGACAAUUCGGAAAUCAUUCUCGACGAGAUGGAAGAUCGCGGGUGGAGAGCUUUCCUUCCUCUUACGCAUAGUUGGACCACGGAUAUAGAUGAGCUCAAACUUGAGACAUUGUUUAGCGGAGUUAGACCAGCUUAA